AUGAAGCGGCCAGCAGCAGCCAAAAAACCUGCGGCGCGCAAGAGACCGGCAGCUGCACAGCCAGAAAGGGAGAGACAGGAUCGCGACGCUGAUGAGAACAGCGUUUUUGAAGAAUCGGAACCAGAUGGGACAUUUGGAUUUGACCAGCCGGAUGGACAGGCAAAAGAUCCUGGUCAUGAUCAUGAUGGUGACGAAAGCCAGUUCGAGGAUUCCGAGAUCGAGGAUUGUCAAGUGCCCGUCUGCGAUUUGCCAGAUCCGCCUACCAUAUCAAGCAUUGGGGUGGACAACCUUUUGCACGCCUUUCUUGUCAAGCACGAAGGUGUCCGUGAGCAAUUGGUGGAAGCGAUGCAGGGCCUUGCUGUCAACGGGGAGAUCAGCGUGGGCUCCAUUUGCAGUGGGUGGGGCACUGGUGACAUGGUGAUUGAUUGCUUGAACUUAAGCCUGGGUGAAAGAGUGCCCGAGUCUCCGUUUCCUGAGAAAGAAGACAAAGACACUGAUUUGCUGCCUCGGCUGGUGAAUAGCUUCACAUUGUCUUUGCAAAGUAUGACAAGUGACCCAGACGUGAACUGCAUUGGGCAGAAGAGCAUUCACCCAGAUGCCUUGGCUUACCUCACUCAAUGGGUGGAUGGGACGCUGCAAAAAUUCGUGGUAAAGUUCCUUUGCGAGAACGAACCCUUCAAGCAGAAGUAUUUGGCAAACGCGUUUGGUGAGCCACUCUUGUUCGCGGACAUGACUGAGUUGGGAAGUGGUUGGGCCCGAGACUACAGAAGCGGAGAGUACAAGCAUGUGCAACUUUGCUUGGUGGGGUACCCAUGCAAAUCGCUCUCUAUGCAGAAUCAUUCUGCCAAGUCCUUCAGGGAUGAGAGCAGCACUUCCGGCAGAGGGUACCAGAGUAUGAUGCGCUUCGUUGACUACGCUCGUCCGACUAUCCUUUGCGCUGAAAACGUAGCUGCAAUGCAGCACAGCAGGAAGCGAUUUGAAAAUGAAGUUCCAAUACAAAUUCAGGGGGAGGCUUUUGAGCGCAGGGGGUACGCCGCGUUUCACGAACUCCUUUGCUCCAGCCACUUCGGACUGGCGCAGCAGCGGUCUCGGGUGUGGGCGGUGUACUACAAGAAGAAGUUGGAGCCUGAGCCGAGUGGCACGCCUCAGAGCAACCCCUUGGACAUUGUCAAGUUGUUCAAGUGCAAGAGCUACGAUAUCGAGAAUUUUCUCCUCCCUCCUGGUACCAGCGAUGUUGCCCGUGGGCGCGUGAGAGCAGACCCGGCUAAGAGGAAGAGGAGCGAUUUGAAGCUCAAGUGGAGCAAGGGCUUCAAAAAGAUUUGCCAAUCUAUGAACAAUGGUGCGGAUGUUGAACCCAAUCGCUCGAGAAUCCGUGGAUUCCAGCUGAGUUUGACGGAGAGGGAAUUGGCGAUCCUGUCGGUCGCGGUGACGGAGUUGCAGAAUAUGGGGAAGUGUCCGUUCUCGGAGACAUACGUUAUCCAGGUAUGGCCACCUGAGAAAUCCGAGAGCUUCCAGACAUCAGUGCUCUCUUGGUCGUACUCGGAUCAUGCAUUUUGGCGUGGGCCAUCCGUGGCCAUGAGCGAGGUUGUGAACUUUGCCCAUUCGAUUGCGUCCAGCCGCUUCAGAGAGGGAGAGACCGUGACACUUCGCUUGCCUUGCGGGACAUUGAAGCCGGUGAACCUGGCGCUUGGCAGUUUGUACUUCAAUGAUGGAUCCCAGAAGACCCUUGGUGGAUUCAUCGUGUGGAUCUGCUUGUGCAUCGCUUCAAAGCUGAGCCACAACGAGGGCAAACUUGGGGACAGUCCAAGUCUUCAGGCUUUUGCUAGCUCACUUCUUCGGAUCAGGACGGUCCUGAAGGGUAGUUCAGGGAGCUAUGCAGAUGAUGUUGAUUCCGCUGUGGCACGAAUCGUAAAGCAGAACAUCGACGCCCGAGUACAACCAGUGAGCUCACUGGCAUGGUGCGCCAUUUUGCGCCAACUGAGUGAUGGAGUUGCAAACACCUAUGAAAGUGCUAUGCUGCGGUACAACUCUCACCCAGAAGUAGUUGCUCUCGAAGCAUCUGGCGGAGCCGGACCUAUUUCCCUCGACAACCGCAAGAAGCAGGCAAGAUUGACGGCGGUCAAGCACCUGCUUCAAUCCACAAGCCCUGAAGCAUUCGGUCAGAUGAUCAGUUCCACACACGAUCUACCCUUCAACCAGGGCCCCUAUGGAGAAGGGUUUUGCUCCAUGCCGGGCAUGUUCAUUGGCAGUGUGGCGAAAUUGGACCCCUUGGACCCGGAGAUGGACACCAUCAGCCCCCAGUUGACAACGGAAGAGUUGCUUCGGAUGAGGAACUUGGUCGCUUUGUUUUCCCAGAUUUCUGGGAACAUUCAGUCGAGAACGACUCCAGAGGAGUUUGGCCAGUGGAUCUCUGAUGUGGAAAGUGGUCUGGGCCGAGAUGAAGAUUUGCUUCAUUUGAUACAUCGCCGUCCCCAGACCUUCUCCAUGUCGAUGCUUUUGUCACACCAGGACAAAGCGAAAGAUGAUUUGCAGGAGACUGAGCGGAAGAAAACAGAGCUGGUUGAGACUCAAAGGCAGGAAGUGGUUGCUGCCCAGUUCCGAUACUUUUGCACUGCUUUGGAGCAAGAUCACACGCUCAUGGAGACCGUUCAGAAAGCCCCCGCCGCGGUGAAGCAGAAGCUCCAUGUGAAGCAAGUCGCCCACCGCUCCAAAUUGAUUGCGGAAGACAGUGGAGUUGGAUUGGAUAUGGUUUCCACGGUUGGCUUCAUUGACUUCAAUGUCCCCGGCGCUAGGGGUGGCAAGGCAGUCCAGGCGCUCACCCAGGCAAUGUCGAUUGUGAACGACACUGGGAAUCCUGCUUUGAAUUGCACCCUGAUGUGCCUUCCGGACCAUGCCAGAGACAGCUGUUUGCGUGGACUUUUUGACGAAGAAAAGGGCAUUCUAGAGGCAUGCUUCGGGCUUCGUCAACACGUUGAAACGCGUUGGAUCGACUUGCUCACGAGGGAAAAACAUGUUGAAGGCAGGAGCAAUGUCCGAAGGUUCAGCAGUGGACGCAUAGUGGUCAACGGUGACACCAUCGAAUCCAACCAGUGGCUUCAGAGCGAGUUGGCAGUCUGUGGGCGCCCGGUUUCCGCAAACGAAGGAGUUGUUGGGGCACCUACAUCAGUGCUGCCCAAAGCUUCAAGCCUCCUCCUGCCAGAGUCUGCCUCGCCGGAGUCUGACCUUCGCUUGUCAGAGAGGUCCCGUCCCUCUCCUGAGCAGCAAAGCGCACAGGAGGGAGCGUCUCGGCUACAGCUCCUCCUGGAGAGCUUGAUUAAGUACACUCCUUUGAAGGGCCCUGUGCUGGUGGUAAACUGGACUGGGUAUGUGGAGGAACUGGCUCUUGCUGAGAUCAAAAGCAUCCCCGGAGCAGAGUAUAUCUACGCAAUCGAUGCAAUGGGUCUCAAAGCGUGCGUUCGCCAAGGUACGACAAUUGUUGUACACCCGGACCAAGUACGACAGUGGACAAAUGCCGGAAGUGAGUUUGGCGAGAAGUUUGCUACGUUGAAAGCUGACCACGAUGCCCGCUACAUGCGCAUGCUGAAAGAUGCGAUCUCUUCUCAGGGCGGAGCUUCGGGAGUUGACCCCAUCCUGUCCCGCUGUCAAUCAGAGGUCAGUGGCAUUGAGCUCAUUCGGACCAAGUCGGGAAAAUUGUACUUGAUUUCGCAGAAAGAGCGGGUUCUUGCCAAGUGGACUUUGCUUGGAGGAUACGGAACAGGAAAGUAUGUGGCUUGUGCGGAUGGCCAGAGCGGAGUGGAACUCGUGUGGCCAGAGGGAGACCGCACACAGUGUCUCAUGGACAUGUCAUCCAUCAACGCCGAGUCGACUCAGGUUGAAUGCCUUACACUGUACAAACUUCUUGUGCACUUGGAAUCCGUCAAGAAGGUGGCAUCCCACAAGCUGUCCUAUACCGAGGUCACUCGCGUCACAGACUCCACUUCCAGCUCUCCCGAUUCAUUCAAGGUGACGUUCAAGGAUCGGAUGCAGUACCAGUGUAUGGCAGACACCACUAAGUCUGCCACGAUGAAAAACUUCUUCAGCCAGAGCGUGGCGGCAGUUAGCAGCUCCAAGUGUGUGCGAGGCGUAUUUCGGUGGAGGUUCGAGCGGGUACACGCCUGCCUGAAAAUUCAGAAACCAUACGUGCUGACAUCCAAGGCUCUUAGCCUCAAGGCCAAGGAGCCGGUAGAGAUCGCCUAG
Molecule: messenger RNA, 4236 nt
Organism: Durusdinium trenchii
Lineage: Eukaryota; Dinophyceae; Suessiales; Symbiodiniaceae
Source: the annotation of a GenBank genome assembly